Oldenlandia corymbosa var. corymbosa is the source of this 1014-nucleotide messenger RNA. The record is from the annotation of a GenBank genome assembly. Lineage: Eukaryota; Viridiplantae; Streptophyta; Magnoliopsida; Gentianales; Rubiaceae.
AUGGCAGCAAAUGUGGAGUUGAAAGGUAAAGUUUGCGUAACAGGAGCUUCUGGGUUUUUAGCAUCUUGGUUGAUCAAACGACUCUUGUUGUCUGGCUAUCAAGUUAUUGGAACCGUCAGAGACCCAGAGAAUGGAAAGAAGGUAGAACAUUUAUGGAGGUUAGAGGGAGCAAAAGAGAGAUUGAAGCUGGUAAAAGGAGACUUAAUGGAGGAAAGCAGUUUUGAUGAGGCAAUUAUGGGGUGUGAAGGUGUGUUCCAUACUGCUUCCCCUGUUUUAGGAAGACCAUCAACAAAUCCGAAGGAGGAAAUCUUGAAACCAGCAAUUGAUGGUACUCUGAACGUGCUACGGUCAUGCAAGAAGAACCCAGCACUGAAGAGAGUAGUCCUGACAUCGUCAUCUUCAACUGUAAGGGCAAGAAGUGAUUUGGAUCCCAAUGGUAAUAUUGUCCUGGACGAGUCUUCCUGGAGCUGUGAGAUUCUCUGCGAGAGACUCAAGAUAUGGUAUGUAUUAUCCAAGACUGAAGCUGAGAAAGCUGCAUGGAAAUUUUGUAAUGAGAAUCACAUUGAUCUAGUCGCGGUUCUCCCUUCUUUUGUGGUCGGUCCCAGUUUGCCUCCCGAGCUAUGUUCCACUGCGGCUGAUGUCCUUGGCUUGCUUAAAGGCGAAACGGAGAAAUUCGAAUGGCAUGGAAGAAUGGGAUAUGUUCAUAUUGAUGAUGUUGCUGCGUGCCAUAUUCUUGUUUAUGAGCACAAAGAUGCCAGUGGACGAUACCUUUGUUCUUCAAGUGUGGUUGAUAACCAUGAGCUUGCCUCUAUUCUAUCCCUUCGCUAUCCCGCCCUCCCUAUUCCCAAAAGGUUCAAGAAACUGGAUGACAGACCAUCUUAUGACCUGGAUACAUCUAAGCUGAAGGGCUUAGGAUUCAACGCCUUCAAGUCCAUCCCAGAAAUGUUCGAUGAUUGUAUCAAAUGUCUUGUUGACCAGGGCCACCUUUCUGUUAAUUUACCAUUCUGCUCUUGA